Molecule: messenger RNA, 1157 nt
Organism: Theobroma umbraticum
Lineage: Eukaryota; Viridiplantae; Streptophyta; Magnoliopsida; Malvales; Malvaceae
Gene: CXXS1
Product: thioredoxin family protein CXXS1
Source: RefSeq, a predicted model, not a curated record
CUUAUGACAAGAGGUAAUCUCUUUCCAUUGUUGUAUGGUAAACGUUCAUCAUUUGAUGGAUACAGAAACAGAGAAAAUCUAUGUGACCUUUGGUGGGCGCCCAUGGUUUUGAGGUCGACGACAGAACCAAAUUUCCCGUUAGCAAUAGAAUUCUGGGUUGAGAAGAGGAGAGGGAAGGCGACAAUUUUUUCUUUUUUACGUGAAAGGAUAUAAUUUUGGGAGAUAUUUUAUGUGGGAGAAAACAAAACAAACCAGGUGAGUAUGCAAAAAUAGGAAUUAAUAAAGGUAGAAGAUGACAAAAACUAUAUCUCUGCUCUGGGUGUAGAAGGCUCCUUUGGUCUUUUCAUUCUAGGUUCUUCUAACAAUUUUUGAUCAGGAUAUUGUUUAGGUUUAAAGCACAAAAUAAAAAUGAAUAAGAUAAUGUGGAAAGAGGUGGGCCUACCUUGAAGCGACUCAUAUUUUUUGUCAUGUUCGAAGUCAUUUUUCUUUGUUAGCAAGCAACACCGCAAAGCAUCAGAGAGGAGUUUGCCCAGGGAGGUGAAAGAGGAGGAAGAAAGAGAUGGAGGGCCAAGAGCAGCAGAGCAAGUCUAGGGUUGUGAAGAUUGAGUCUGUUGAAUCCUGGGACUUCUAUGUCAACCAAGCCACAAAUCAGGGAUGCCCAAUUGUUGUGCACUUCACUGCUUCAUGGUGUAUGCCUUCAGUGGCUAUGAACCCCUUUUUUGAAGAACUGGCCUCAUCUUUCCAAGAUGUUCUGUUUCUCACCGUUGAUGUUGAUGAUGUUAAGGAGGUAGCAACGAGGAUGGAGAUCAAGGCCAUGCCGACAUUUUUACUGAUGAGGGGAGGUACUGUGGUUGAUAAGUUAGUCGGUGCAAAUCCAGAAGAGAUAAGGAAAAGGAUCCAUGGUUUUGUGCAGUCCACUCGCGUAUAUGUUGCAUGAUGCAUAGCAUAUCGAUGCAUAGCAUAUCGAUGCAUGUGAGUUCAUAAAUCUGUUGAAAGUGUAAAAAACUUAUGUGGUUGCCUUGUUCGUUUGAGAAAACAGGGGUGUUUGUCUUGGUGCAUCACUGCAGCACAGAUGUUGUUCUGGUGAUUGUGUAUUGUCCUGUAACUGUGUGAUUUCAAUGUUUGAAAAUGUUAUCAGCAGCUGUCUUGCUUUGUCA